AUUGCGACCUGACAAAAGUUUGCCCGAUAACUCGCCAUUGUGUACUGCGUUGGAAACGAAUAAAGUGAACGAAUUUCGGAGGGCGAUUUGGUGCCAUAGCAACCGGAGCAGCGAAAAUUGAGCAAAAGCAGCCAGCCCGUCGCCCCCACGGUGACCAAAUCGAGCAGUGAAAAUGAUGGAUAAAUAUAAGCCCAUUUUAGACCGUGUUUAGCCUGGUGGAGUCGUCCAGUGUGAGUCGUGCCGAACCCAAGAUAGAUGUGUCCGGCGUACAUGGUGAUGUUUUAAGUUCCACUCCACAACGGCAGCGACGAGAAAAACUGUCCAUCCUUCGCUGUGAAACCCGUGCGUUCCGGUUAAUGUAUGCUCGCGACCAGAGUGCUUAUGUGUAGCGCGUCUCCCUGGCAAUCAAAGUCGGCUUGCCCUGAACGGCUCGCCUUGGAGUGGAGCGAGUUUGUGGAACCGCGAAAUCGUUACUCGUAGAAAAGUGUCCACUUGUGCAUCGAUAAAACGACGUUCCGAAAAGAACAAGAAGCGCCUCCCGCCCAGCACAGAUGCGCUUUUAGCGGCUGCGGAAACUCGAACUAGUUUGCGUGUGCAUGUGGUUGUGUGCCCUUGUUUGUAUACUUCGUACGUGAUUUAAUAGCCAGUCACAGGAUCUGGCGCGGUCUGCUCCGUGAAAAGAAUUCCUUGAAGGUCAGUACAAGGAUUCCAGCCUAAAGCGUAUCUUGAGAAAGUGUAUGAAAUCGUUUAAACGCUCUCGAACAUAAUCGAUAAGCCGAGUUGCUUGUAAACAAGGUUGCUGCGAAUGGUUGCGUUGAGGAAACAAAGAAAGCGGUGAACCGAAGACUGUAAGAAGCGGAAUAAGGGGUCUCCGUGUGUACGAACGGUACACAGCCCGUAAAGUGCGUGAAGAAGAAGAGUCAGAGACUGUCAGAGUGUGCGUACUCAGUGCAGGUGUAUUUGUGUGAAGUGGCGUUGUGACGCAAACCCGAAAUACAGCGAUUUAUUACCGACGGCCGCGCUUCUAUCAGCCGAGUUUUGUGUUGUUUUCGUUGACCACGGCAAAGAGCGACGGACAGAACUUUCCCGGACACCGUUUGUUGUCUCCGUGUGCGUUUAUUGACCCGGUAACAAACCUGAAACAUAUCCCCACCAUCCCCCUUCGGUCGAGUGAGUGGAAUACGAAACAGGAACGCAGCAUUGACCGCAGCUAGCUGGCGGUAAACCGGCAAGGAAGGAAACUGCGUAUUUAUCUGUACUUAAAUGUGCCCGCAAGCAGUAGCCUUUACCUUUACCAGCAAACGCAUCAGCAGUAGCGGCAGCAGCAUCAGUAGCAUCAGCAGCGGCAACAACCACAUUUGCCGCCGCCAUCAGGUUGCGAGCACGAAGAUACUAAAGAAGAGACUCUGCAUACACCCAACCACCAUGUUCAGAAUCGCCUUGAAGAUCAGUAACGGACUGCUAAGAGAGAGAUCACCCAAGAUGGUCAAGUACUCGGGCCCCACGAACCGCAGCUGCUUUACGGUGAACCCGUUGCUGCACUAAGGUGCUGGAGUGCGUGGCCAUAAACUAUUUCUUGUUUCGUUCCACCACUCGCUGUUGAGCAUACAGAGUUCGAGGCAAACUCUGCUAGUACAUAAGUAACUAUACGAAGGCAUCGUUUAACAUUGGUUGGGUUAAAAGAAACAACAAGCUACGACAACAAGCGCAUAGCAUCAUCAAAGAAGGCGCGCGUGUGCGUUUCUAUCGAUCGAAAAGAUAUUGUUCCCAAUUGAGAGGCCACACAGCAGGCCACGGCCAAGUUUUUCACGAACCCAUCCCCACAAAUCAUCAACUAUGAAGCUCCUAGAGAGUACCCGCUUUGAGGCGGUCAACAAUGCGCUGCACAUCCAGACCGGCGACAGCACGAUCUACGGCCGGAUCGAGUCGUACUCGUGUAAGAUGGCCGGCAACGACAAGGCGCUGUACAAGCGGUUCACAUCGGAGCAGGCCCCGACCGAUUUGCAGGCCCUGUCGCCUCCGCAAACCCUUCAGGAUCUGUCCCCGCAGAUCCUUCGCAGCAGCCUGUCCGGCGACGAAGGCGUCACACUGUGCGACACUAUUUCGCGCAAGACGCUCUUCUAUCUGAUCGCGACGCUGAAUGCCGCUUUCGAGCCGGACUACGAUUUUAGCGAUGCGAAGAGUCACGAGUUCAGCAAGGAACCGUCCCUCCAGUGGGUGCUGAACUCGAUCGAGGGCAACCUUGCGCCGGUGGCUGGCGAGCAGUACAGCAAGAUCCGCCACGCCCUGUGGACAACGAUCGAGGACGAAAUUUCACUGAAGGAUUGUGACAUCUAUAGCUACAAUCCGGAUCUGAACUCGGACCCAUUCGGCGAACCUGGCUGCCUGUGGUCGUUCAAUUAUUUUUUCUACAACAAAAAGCUGAAGCGCAUCGUUUUCUUCACGUGCCGUGCCAUUAACUCGGUGUACGCGGACUCUGGAUUCACGAGCGACUUUGCUAUGGAAGAUGAAGAGUGCUACUAAAGGAUGACAACAGUUCCGUAAAGCAACGUUAUCUUUCUUAGGAACGGCCACGGAAUGACGCCGGAAUCCCGAAUCCAGCAGGACGAUAACAUGAUAAUAAGAUUGGCGCUGGAGAUCCGAAUGGCCGUUCCUCUGUUGGAUGCGGACUCACUUUCGGACGAUCGAAAAUCGACAUACGCACAUUAGACCGUUUAUCAUUAUUAUUUUUUUUUCAAUUACUUCACAAUCGUACAGAACAACCGCGCUCGUUCGCGAUUUCAUAAUCAGACUAAUUACGUUGGUAUGUUCUUUGCACUUUUUGUGUUCUUUUAGUAAGGCUAAGGGGUUUGUUUUCACCCUGAACAAAAGACAACAGUGAGAAGCGCGAUCGGUUUGGGUCGGCUUUUCGGUCUUUUGACGACAGACAGAGACAUGCGUUUGUCUUUGGUGUGCUUAUUUUUUCUUCAUUUCAUAUUACACAUUCAUUGAUACGUUUAACUAUUUAUCUUAAUCCAUUAAACACACGAAUUGGAACGAAUCCAUAAAGAGAGCAGAUUGACGAACAAUAUUUCUUCGAUCGAAGAAUCAGAUGAAAUGCUAGCUGUGAAGCUGUGAAGCUUGUGAAGCUUGUGCGUUAGCAAACAUUGUGCCGUGCCCGCACCACAUCACGAGGGCAGCACAACGCUACGCGCGUAAAGUACCGUAAAACCCAGGAAACCAACCAAGAAUAAGACACCGCACCGUUACGUGAGGGCAGGUGAGAGCUGCGGCGUGAGAACUGGCGUAACGGUGAGUGCGCGAUGCUGGCAAUGCGUAGCCAACUGGAGAGCUUGGAAGAGUCUCGUAGUCUUAUUAAGUAGAGUAGAAACAAUGGUGAAGAUGACGGUAAAUCGCACGCAAAUGAUGGUUAAUAGGUGCUGAGAGAAGAGUUAGCUGAUAUAUCGAGAAUGGCACGCCUGCCAAAAAGGCCAGACAAUUCGAUGUCUAUACAAGUGCAGUCGAUCGCGGGAUAUCAUAUGAUAGUGGAAGCAAUCACACAGCUAACACACAGAGACAUAGCUGCAGGGGUAACAGGCAAAAAAAGCCGGUUAACAAAUAGUAAAGCUUCGGCUUCAACUUAAUCCGCUUAGUACGUUAGAGAACAGGCUCUUCCAAGACUACGAACGGGCGGUGGCUUUCGAUCAAAAGCGAUGGCCCCCAAACGUCACCGUGGUCCCAGUUGGUGAAAUUGCCCCUGUUUCUGUUUGUCAGCGAUGCGCGCCGUUUUUGACCCAUCAACUCGUGGGCACUGUGCCAGCACGCACACGGCGACCACAUUAUGAGGAGCGACGCAUAAUAUCAACUGUUAACUGGUUGUGCGCCUCGCUGACAAGCAGCGGACAGUGACCUGGUACACUGAGAGAGAUAGGGCGGUUCCCGGAACAUUUCCGGGGCGGUUAUCCACGCAGCAAGCCAAACUUCAUUCUGGUUUGACCGGUAGUCCACUCCAAGCGCCGCGCACCAUGAUCUACUAGCGCCGCCCAAAAACGUGGCAACCGAUCGCGACUAUAACCGCCCACCACCCUGCGGUCCUGUGUCCGGUGGUGGGACCGCACGUGAGAACUAUUUCACUGACUGUACCCCCGUUUUGUGAUAUUAGGCAUGUAAGUUUUAUCUUUGAAGCGGCGUCCAAUUCUCAAACGAUCCGCGUAACGAUUCAUCCGCAAACUCGAUCCCAUGGCCAGUUGACCGUGUUAUACCUUUGCUAUUUCAAUUCAUUUAAGAAGCAUACAUCUAACAUGAACCCCCCUCUUUCUGAGUGCAUCAAACCCGUAGUCCUUCUGUAGUGGCGCAACUUUGCUUCACUUGAAGGAACUGAAAACGUUGAAGUCUUUCCGAAACGAUCGGACGCGUUUUGGUGGUGUCUCGUGCGUGUUUAACCCAUUUCCUGCAUGCUUGCUGGAGGCAAUUGAGUUGCAAACAUAACGAGGUGUGACAACAGGGGGCCCGGCGGUUCUUCCUCCGAAACGCCGCGGUCGGUCGCUUGCCCAAUCUUAUCUUUAACAACAACGUGAUGAGCAAAAAUCGUCGUGAUCUUCAUUAAAUGCUAAAGUACAAAUUACACGAAAUGUGAUAAGUAGCUUUAGAAAACAACAUACACACGCAUACGCGCCGUCGUAGGGUGAUAUACGGACAGCAACACACCUCCUUAGGACUUGGCACGCUAGGGGACGGAUAACGAUCGUACGAUCUUCUUGCUAUGCUCGCGUGUUAAGAGAGAUUCUCAUGAUCUCACGAUGGAAACAAGAAUCACAACAACCCAGCAGAGGAUGCUGUGGGUUAGCAUGGAGAACGCUGUGCCCUGUUUCGAGACACUUGCCGGGUACGUAAUCACGAAUGGGACACCUUUGUAUUUGUAAACAAAGUUGGGAAGACGAACAAAGUCAACCAGGAAAUGGGGCACCCCGAUGAAGCGUCUAAAAGAUUCGCUAGGUCCGAUCGGGUGUCAACGAUUCAAGAACGCUUCUCGCCCUGUCAAUGACACCACCGCGCAUACUUUGAUCUGAUCGCACGAGAGACACCCUUCUGAAUUGAUUUGGCAUGUUGAUUCUCUUUAAUUCUGUGCUCUGGAAACGGCAUUAGCAACGCAACACUUAACAAAUGGGCAAUCGCGGUGAAUCGUUCAAAACAAAUUAAAUAGCAUAGCCAGCACAGAAGCAAGUGCAGUAGUGGUUAAACAAGCGUAAUACUUGAAUGUAUUUAUCACGCGCAUGAAACGUGAUCAAAUUAUUAAACCUUCAGCAAUUAAUCUUUGAACAGUUCGUUUAGCAGCACGAGCGAGGGGUGGGCACUUUGAAUGCCGCCCAUCGAGUAAAAAAAUGUCAGAUCGCACCAGCCCCUUAAAAUAUGGGGCGGUUAAGCUUGGCAAACAAACACGUGUUGCAUUACAUUAUCACUAUUUUAAAUUCUAGAAAAUGUGAAAUGAACUCUAACUUUUAAGGGGCUUUAAGGGGAAGUAAAAGUAAAACGAAUGAAAAUGUAAAAAAAACAAUAAAAAGUAAG
Molecule: messenger RNA, 5544 nt
Organism: Anopheles bellator
Lineage: Eukaryota; Metazoa; Arthropoda; Insecta; Diptera; Culicidae
Gene: Maf1
Product: repressor of RNA polymerase III transcription MAF1 homolog
Exons: 3
Coding region: 1837-2523 (228 amino acids)
Biological process (GO): negative regulation of transcription by RNA polymerase III
Cellular component (GO): nucleus
Molecular function (GO): RNA polymerase III core binding
Source: RefSeq, a predicted model, not a curated record